AUGGAGGGCGAUUGCCGGCGGGCAAAAAAGAUUUUGGAUACGUUUUGUCCAUCAGGAACACAUCAUGGGCUGGAUAAGGUGAUACCACCGAGUGUUCUGCGCAAGGCGAAGGGUUUUGCGAUCUUUACCAUUUUUCGCGUCGGCUUUCUCAUGAGCGCACGCGUCGGCAUGGGAGUUGUUGUCGCCAAACUGCCCAACGGUGAGUGGUCACCGCCAUCAUCCAUCGGAAUCGGUGGCUUGGGUGGUGGCUUCAAUGCUGGGGCAGAGAUGGUGGACUUUCUGAUCGUACUCAAUUCGCGAGCUGCUGUUCGCUCGUUCAUGACAGCUGGAUCACUUCAGCUAGGCGGAAAUUUGAGUUUGGCCGUAGGUCCUUUGGGCCGCACAGGUGAAGCCAGCGCCGCCAUGAACUCAGAAAUGCAACUCUCGGCCAUGUUCAGUUACAGCGUGAGCCGUGGUCUGUAUGGUGGUGUCACGAUUGAAGGUACUGUACUCAUCGAGCGCAAGGAAGCCAAUGAAAAAGUGUACGGUGGCUCUGUUACUCCUAUGCAAAUAUUAUCUGGAUCUGUUGAGGUGCCCCAAUUCGCCGUGCCUUUGGUGAGCCGCAUUGAAGAAGUAACUGGAAGUGUACCAUUUAAUGACGACGAGUCCAGCAUCACAGAAGAUUUGGACUCGAACGAAAAUUUCAAGGGCAAUGCAUACGCUGACAGUCGCCGUCAGGCAUAUUUUGAACCAAGACAUUCCAAGUCUAUUGGCACAACGUACAGAACACAUGAUAUGCCUCGUGCCCCCAUGGAUGACCUUGAUGAACAACUGCAGUCGAAUAGUCUGGGGGGAAAGAGCCCAAGUCCACCGCCUCCGAGCCAGCACGUGCCAUAUGUGCCUCGUGUUUCAAGACUUUCCACGCCAAGACAAUCUGCUCCAAGGGUAGAGUCCGUGGGUCGUGGCUCCCAUCAUACAGCGUCUUAUGCUUCACAUGCGCCAGAAGAUCCAUUCAGCGAUAUUCAUGCUGUCGAGGAAAAUGCAGUAAAUGCACCUGAUCACUCCCAUUUGUCAUACGAGCCUCGCGUAUCUCGCCGUGCGGUGAUGCGCGACGAUGAAUUCGAUCCAUUAGAAGCAAGUACUAACAAACUUGUUGAUGAACGUGAAAAUGGAUCAAGGCGUCCUCAGCCUGUCGAUCUUAUUGAUCCGUCCAUUCUUGACGGCGACUUGGUCGUGGCCAUUCAUGAAUUCACUGCGUUACGUGACACAGAUCUUUCUUUCAAGCGUGGUGACCUCAUCCGUGUUACUCGACGUACAGAUAAAGAGAAUGAUUGGUGGACAGGCGAAUUGGUCGCCAGCUACCGAGACGGCCCACCACCAUCAGGAGAUUUUCCAUCCAACUACACAGAGACACUCUAG
This is a messenger RNA of Malassezia restricta, 1398 nucleotides long. RefSeq names its product SH3 domain YSC84-like protein 1. Gene Ontology annotation, biological process: actin filament bundle assembly; actin cortical patch localization. Gene Ontology annotation, cellular component: actin cortical patch. The transcript has 3 exons. Gene Ontology annotation, molecular function: actin filament binding; phosphatidylinositol binding. NCBI's taxonomy places the organism in Eukaryota, Fungi, Basidiomycota, Malasseziomycetes, Malasseziales, Malasseziaceae. Bases 1 to 1398 code for a protein of 465 amino acids. The record is from RefSeq and is a predicted model, not a curated record.